AUGGGUUCGGUAUCUACAAACGCCUCAAGACAUCUACCAUGCAACUGCUGGAAAAAUAAUUAUAACGCUUAUAAAGAGGAUACAGUAUAUACGGUAUAUGGAGAGUAUAUGAAGGAUACUGGA
Messenger RNA from Scutellospora calospora, 123 nucleotides. NCBI's taxonomy places the organism in Eukaryota, Fungi, Glomeromycota, Glomeromycetes, Diversisporales, Gigasporaceae. The record is from the annotation of a GenBank genome assembly.